Molecule: messenger RNA, 1230 nt
Organism: Paraphaeosphaeria sporulosa
Lineage: Eukaryota; Fungi; Ascomycota; Dothideomycetes; Pleosporales; Didymosphaeriaceae
Product: ribonuclease M
Exons: 2
Coding region: 1-1230 (409 amino acids)
Biological process (GO): RNA catabolic process
Cellular component (GO): extracellular region
Molecular function (GO): ribonuclease T2 activity; RNA binding
Source: RefSeq, a predicted model, not a curated record
AUGGCCUCCUCAGUACCCUCAAUUCGGACGCUCUCGAAGCUCGCGGUGGGCGGUGCGCAGGUGCUGCUUGGUGGCGGGCAGAUCGUACUUGGAGGGACGCCGGCGACAUGCUCGAAUCCCCAGCUGAGCUGUCAUAACACGACCAUUGUUCAGGAUCUGUGCUGCUUCAACGCGCCUGGUGGACAGCUCCUGCAGACGCAGUUCUGGGAUACAUCGCCUGCGACCGGGCCUGACAAUUCAUGGACCAUUCACGGCUUGUGGCCCGAUCGUUGCGACGGCACCUACGACGCGAACUGCGAUUCAACCCGCGUGUACUCGAACAUCUCCGCCAUCAUCAAAUCCUUCGGCAAGACAGACCUCCUAGACUACAUGAGCACAUACUGGAAGGACUACAGCGGCGAUGACGAGACAUUUUGGGAGCACGAGUGGAGCAAGCACGGCACCUGUAUCUCCACGCUCGAGCCAGAGUGCUACUCUGACCACAAGCCGACUGAGGAAGUCGUCGACUUCUUUCAGAAGACCGUCGACCUCUUCAAGUCGCUGCCCAGCUACGAGUGGCUCGCCGCAGCAGGCAUCACGCCCUCCACCACCAAGACAUACACCACAGCUCAGAUCCAGUCCGCCUUGCAAGCGAAGCGACCUGGCGUGACUGUCACGUUGGGCUGCAAGUCCGGCGCGCUCAAUGAGAUCUGGUACCACUACGACGUGCGCGGUUCCGUCCAGACGGGCGAGUUCGUCGCCGCGAACCCCGACGGCACAAAGUCCACGUGUGCCGCUUCUGGCAUCAAGUACCUCCCUAAGAGCGGCGGCGGCAGCACGCCUACUACCACGGGCUCCGGUUCAACCCCCACAAGCACCUCUGCGCCGGGUACACCUUUCUCCGGCAAGGGCUACCUCAACGUCAACAAUGACGGAACGAAGAAGGGGUGCAUCAUCUCCGCGGGCACGUGGUACACGAGCGGAACCUGCGCGACGUUCACCGCUACGACAAGCGGUGAUGGGUUCACCCUUUCAAGCUCGAAGGGCAAGUGCGGCGUUGUGAGUGGUGCGUUCACGUGUGGUAGCGGUGUGAGCACUGCGACUGCGUUCACGAGCAUUGAUGGGAAGUUGGCGGCGGGCGGAAAUGCCGCAUGGAGUGCGGACAAUGUCGCGAGCGGGAGCACGCAACAGGCGGUGUAUGCGGGGGCGGACCACAGCGCUGCGUUGGAAAUUGUGUGGCAGAGCGUUUAG